This is a messenger RNA of Myotis brandtii (Brandt's bat), 2388 nucleotides long. RefSeq names its product acylglycerol kinase (gene AGK). NCBI's taxonomy places the organism in Eukaryota, Metazoa, Chordata, Mammalia, Chiroptera, Vespertilionidae. Gene Ontology annotation, molecular function: acylglycerol kinase activity; ATP-dependent diacylglycerol kinase activity; ceramide kinase activity. The record is from RefSeq and is a predicted model, not a curated record. Bases 262 to 1524 code for a protein of 420 amino acids. Gene Ontology annotation, biological process: ceramide biosynthetic process; protein insertion into mitochondrial inner membrane. The transcript is spliced from 16 exons. Gene Ontology annotation, cellular component: TIM22 mitochondrial import inner membrane insertion complex; mitochondrion.
CCCCAGUGGUCCCUGAGGGAGUCCGCCGGCCGGGGUUGUGGUCCCAGGGCUGUCACUAGCUAGUGUGACCCUUCCUCGCUGUUUUCCUUUGGGCUUCAGCGUAGUCGUUUGCAAAAGGGGGUGAAUAAUCUCUGAUCGAUUGGUUGGUUCAUUCAUUCCAGGGGCUUUGCUAGGUUCUGUUCGCUAGAGGUGUAUGGACCGACCCAGCCUGUGAGGGGUUCGCGUCUGGUGAGAGAACCCCCGCCUACAGAUCUCUAGAAGAUGACUAUCUUUACAAAACUUCGAAACCAUUGGAAGAAAACAACAGCUGGAAUCUGCCUGCUGUCAUGGGGAUGCCAUUGGCUGUAUGAAAAACACUGUGAUAACCUGCUAAGGAGAGCAGCCUGUCAAGAAGCUCAGGUGUUUGGCAAUCAGCUCAUUCCUCCCAAUGCACACGUGAAGAAGGCAACCGUCUUUCUCAACCCUGCAGCCUGCAAGGGCAAAGCAAGGACUCUGUUUGAAAAAAAUGCUGCCCCAAUUUUGCACUUAUCUGGCAUGGAUGUGACUGUCGUUAAGACAGAUUAUGAGGGCCAAGCCAAGAAACUGCUGGAAAUGAUGGAAAACACAGACGUGAUCAUUGUUGCCGGAGGAGAUGGGACAUUGCAGGAGGUUGUUACUGGAGUUCUUCGAAGAGCAGAUGAGGCUGCCUUCAGCAGGAUUCCCAUCGGAUUUAUCCCACUGGGGCAGACCAGCAGUUUGAGUCAGACCCUUUUUGCCGAAAGUGGAAACAAAGUCCAACAUAUUACUGAUGCUACACUUGCCAUUGUAAAAGGAGAGACAGUCCCACUUGAUGUCUUGCAGAUCAAGGGUGAAAAGGAACAGCCCGUGUUUGCAAUGACUGGCCUUCGGUGGGGAUCCUUCAGAGAUGCUGGCGUCAAAGUUAGCAAGUACUGGUAUCUUGGGCCCCUAAAAACCAAAGCAGCGCAUUUUUUCAGCACUCUUCAGGAGUGGCCUCAGACUCAUCAAGCCUCUAUCUCGUACAUGGGACCUAAAGAGAGACCUCCCAGUGGAGCAGAAGAGACCCCUCCACGGCCCUCUCUGUACCGGAGAAUAUUGCGAAGACUUGCAUCAUACUGGGCACAACCGCAGGACGGCCUUUCCAAGGAGGUGAGCCCUGAGGUCUGGAGAGAUGUGCAGCUGUCCACCAUUGAACUGUCCAUCACGACACGGAACAGCCAGCUUGACCUAACGAGCACAGAAGAUUUUAUGAACAUCUGCAUUGAACCCGACAGUGUCAGCAAAGGAGACUUCAUCACUAUAGGAAGUAAAAAGGUACAAGACCCCAAGCUGCGUCCUGAGGGCACCGAGUGUCUCCAAGCCAGCCAGUGCACCCUGGUCCUGCCCGAGGGUACAGGGGGCUCCUUUAGCAUCGACAGUGAGGAGUACGAGGCGAUGCCUGUGGAGGUGAAGCUGCUGCCCCGGAAACUGCAGUUCUUCUGUGACCCGAGGAAGCGAGAGCAACUGCUGUCGAGCUCAGCCCCGUGAGCAGCCAGGAGACGGGCCACCAGUGGGACCAAAAGGGAACAGAUGCCUCAGCUGCCCCCACAGUGUUGUCAGAGGAUCCCCAGGGCAUUUCCAUGGCAAGUACCUCUGCCCUUCCCUCACAGUGCUUCCCGAAGUCUGCUCUGUCCACCUGCCUUCCAUUAGCGCAUGCUUUUGACUCUGAGACAGUCCUUCCCCCAGCUAAGUUCAAGGACACUCACACGCAGCGGCUGGAAGAGGAAUAGGCUAGACUUUGUUAUUUCCCCAAGUACAACUGCAGUGGCAAGCAGGCUCCUAGACUCCCUGCGUCUGUCUGUCCUUGGGCAACCCUAGGACUUCUGCCCCCCGAGUCCUGGCUGCAGGCCUCCCCUGGGCGCUGCUUGGUGAGCUCUGACUUGGCUUGUUUCAGGUCGAUUCUCAACCCUAAACUGUAGGUGAGGUGUUUCCCUCUUCAGCCUGGGCUGAAAUACUGUAAAAUACUUUUUGUUUAAGUAGUGUUUAUUAAAUGUUUUCAAUGUUAGUUUGCAUGACAAACCAGCUGGGGUGCAUGUUGAAAAUUGACUUACUUGGGGUCCAACCCAAACUUACAUAACUCAAUCUGGAUGGAGCCCAGGAACCUGCAUUUUCCUGACAAGCAGCCUCCCUCCCUCCCCAGGUGAUUGUAUUCCAGGCCGUCCCCCAGCCUCACCUGGACAGUGUUGUAAAGUUGUGUACUUCCUAGAAGUUUUGCCAAAACCAGGUGUCCCGUCCCACUUGAAGUUGACAUCUAAAAUUUUUCAUGGGAAGUUGCCAAAGCAUGUACUUUCUGCUGUCCUGUAAAUAUUGAUAUUUUGAAAUAAAAUCCGUUACUUCACUCUUUUAAACAUA